AUGCAACCACAGUUUACUGGCUUUCCGGGCCAGCCGCAGGGCUUUGGACAGCCGCCGCAACCUCAGCAACCGCAGUACACGGGCUUCCCAGGGCAGCAGAACCAGCAAUUCCAGCAGCAGCAGGCUCCCCAGCAAAUGCCCUUCCAAACUGGCGCGCCGCCGCAACAGCAGCAGCAGCAGCAGCAACCGCCUGCUCAGCCCCAACGGCCGCAGCCUACAGGCAUGACAUCGGCGCAGAUGGCUGAUUCAUUCCGGGGCAGCUCUGCGUCUUCAGUACCACCACCUGUCCCUGCCAAGACGACCAAGAUUCCGAACAUACGGCUAUCCUUUAUCACGGCGCAAGACCAGGCCAAGUUUGAGCAGCUGUUCAAGUCGGCUGUUGGGGAUGCCCAGGCUUUGUCUGGAGACCAGGCGCGGGACCUCUUGAUGCGCUCUAAGCUAUCUGGCGAUGCGCUUUCUCACAUCUGGACCUUGUCAGAUACAACCAAGUCCGGUCAGCUCCUGUUUCCUGAAUUCGCGCUCGCCAUGUAUCUUUGCAACCUCAAGUUGACCGGAAAGGACCUGCCCAACUCUCUCCCCGAACGAGUCAAGAACGAGGUCUCUAGCAUGGUGGAUAUCAUAUCGUUUGGGGUCAGCGACGAUUCGUCAAAUCGCCCAACACCAGCAAGCAACGCCCCGAAGUUCAACGAGCCUCCUACAAUCCAGCAGCCGCAGCCGCAGCCCUCGAACAGCCAAUUGUUGAACACUUUAGUCACGCAGCCAACUGGAUAUGGACAACAGCCAAUGGGCAUGCAGCCGCAGCCUACAAGUUUCGGACAGCAACCCACUGGUAUGCAGCCACAGCCCACUGGCUUUGGGCAGGCUCCUGGUGGUUAUAACGGACCACGUCCACCAAUGCCUCCUAUGCCCACUGGAUUCGGAUCAAACCUGGCACCUAACCAGACCGGAAUGGCUCCUCUCAAUGCUCAGCCAACAGGGAUGCCCGGUCAGUGGGGCCUAGCUAACACUCCUGCCACUGGAUUGCCAAACAUCGAAGCUUUGGCGCAGCGGAUGAUGCCUCAGACUGGCCGGGAGGGUGGCAACCACACGACUGCUGGCUUGACGGGUAACGCCACGAUUCCCUGGGCCAUUACAAAAGGAGAGAAGAAGCUGUACGAUGAUACUUUCCGAGCCUGGGAUGGUAUGACCAAAGGUUACAUCAGUGGAGCACAAGCUCUUGAGAUCUUUGAACAGAGUGGACUGCCCAAGCCAGAUUUGGAGCGCAUUUGGACACUCGCCGACUCUGCUGACAGAGGUCGUCUUGAUCUAGACCAGUUCGCGGUUGCCAUGCAUCUGAUCUACCGUAAGCUCAACGGCUAUCCCAUCCCCGCUCGCCUCCCCCCUGAGUUGGUACCACCAUCUACGCGCAACAUCAACGAUUCUAUUGGUGCAAUGAAGAACUUGCUCCGUGGAGAUGCCGAGGAUAGAAAGAACUCUGGUGCUUUUCUUCAGCCUCAGCGCACUGGUGUCAGCUACCUGAAGUCUCACUCGUUCCGUGCUGGUAGCCCGCAAGCCGGUGGCCGAAAGGAUGCUACAGUUUUCCGUAACAAUGACGAUAACGUAGGCUACAAGUCAAGUGCCAGACACCGUCUUGGUGGCGGUGGCCGUUCGCCUUCACCAGCGCAGCCGGCUUCUCCUUCUUCUGAGCGAUCCGACGAAAUGUCCCUUGACCAGCUCAGGAAGUCCGUCAAAGAGAAGCAGAUCCUGUUGGAUGCUAUGGACACACAAGACGAGAACGCAGCUGACGAAGACGAUGCGCUGGAUCGCCGAGACCGCCGAGAAGCUGAGGAUCUCUACCGCCGCAUCCGCAGGGUACAAGAAGAUAUUGAUGCCCAUCCUAAAGCUUCACUUAGAUCGUCUGACUCGGACGCCGAACGUCGUGCUCUGAAGCGCCAACUCCAGACCUUGACUGAUCGCUUACCUGAACUCGCAUCCAAUGUACGCAGGACAGAGCGUGAGAUAGCAGAUGCCCAACUUGAGCUCUUCAGGCUUAAGGAUGCCAAGGCGCAUCCCGGAUCUGCAUCUACUAUUGUGGGUACUGGACCUGGCGGUGCGGUGACUGAAUCAGAUCGCUUGAAAGCCCGCGCCAAGGCUAUGAUGCAAGCACGCUCUGCUGCAUUGACCGGAAGACCUGCUCCUGCUAGCGAUGACACUGGCGCUGCAACUGAGCGCUUGGAGAAGGAAAACUCGCGCAUCCGAGCAGAGAGGGAGAACAAUGAGCGCAUGAUCCGCGAUGUUGAAGAUAGCGUAAAUGAAUACACUAGGGGUCUAGAGUCGAGCUUGAAAGAAGGAGGGCAUGACAACACAAGUGAGCAUGAACGACGCCGAUGGGAGGAGGCUUUGGGUGUAGAAGAUGAUGUCAAGGACUUCAUCUUUGACCUGCAGCGCAGCAGCCGGGCUUCGCGCAUCCGCAAAGACGAUAAGUCCCGCGAUAAUUACAGGGCUCGCUCAGAGGAGAGGCGACCAGCGACAUCUCGCUACGAGAGCCCUGCUGCUCGUGUUGACCCUCCUCCUCGUGCAUCAACAACUACACCCGGUGGUGGCUCGCAUUCGGUAUACAAGACUCCAGAGGAACGUGCGGCCUUCAUCAAGCAACAGGCUGAGCAACGCAUGGCCGAGCGUUUGGCUGCCCUAGGUAUCAAAGCUCCGGUGAAGGCUGGUGAGACACCUCAACAGCGUGCCGAACGUGAGAAGAGAGAGCGUGAAGAGAAGCUGCGUCAGGCUGAAGAGGAGGAUGCACGUCGCGAGGAAGAGCGUCAAAGACGUCUCAACGACGAGUCCGCCUCACCACCUGCUCCAACCAAGAGCAGUGGCAAGAAGCCAGCACCGCCGCCACCAGCUUCGCGCAAGAACAAGGCCGAGGUUGCACAGCAUGAUGUCCAACAAGCGGAAGCAGAGUCGAAGAGGGCAGACAAUGACAUGGCUGAGAAGGCCCUCCGCGAGCAGCAGGAAGCUCAAGAAGCUGAGACAAGGCGCAUGGAGGAGGAGGAGCGCAGACAAGAGGAUGAACUGGCCAGGGAGCGCGAAUCUGCUCAGGCUAGGCUUCGUGCUCUAGAAGAGCAAGUUCAACAAGGCAAACUCAAGAAGGCUGAAGAGAAGAAGCGUAGGGAAGCUGCUUCUAAGGACUCUAAGGAGAAGGAGUCCCGAUUGGCCGCCCAGCGUGCUGAGAUCGAAGCUGCUCGUGAGCGCGAACGUCAGCUACAGAUGCAGCUUGAGGCGCUCGACGAUGACGAAUCCUCGGACGACGAUGGCCCACAAAACAUCACGCCUCAGGACACCACACCUACCGCCAGUCAAGAGUUACCACGUGAUACAGCACCUCCGCAAGCACCAUCAAUUCCCCAGAUCUCGCACAACACACCACCAUCGUCCAUCGCCAGCCCGCCUGCGUCCUCGGUGACUAGUCCUCACCCUGGAUUGGGCGAUACUGAGACCAAGAACCCAUUCUUGAAGAAGAUGGCCAUGUCCAACCAGGAGAACAACACUGUCUCGACACCUCCGCCCCCGCCGAGCAACACGAGCGAGGUGUCUACAAACCCUUUCCACCGUCUUACUCAGGAGCAAGCUAACAAGGCUGCUGCGCCUACGUUCAACGAGCCCGCUGCACCCUCAGCGCGCAGACUAAGACAGGACGAUGAUGACUGGUCCGUUGUCGACUCAGAUGACGACUCAUCCGACGACGAUGAAGCGCCCACCCAAGGCGGAGCCAAGCAGCUGGCAUCCAUGUUGUUCGGUACCAUGGCGCCACCACGCCCACUCUCUUCAAUGGACAACAAGAGCCCACGUGCUGAGAGCCCAGCUGUGACGUCGCCUCCUACAGGCAUCCCACCACCUCCACCAAUGCCAACAGGUGGUGCGCCUCCGCCACCACCAGGCCCGCCGCCGCCACCGGGUGGUGCUGCACCUCCCCCACCCCCAAUGCCUAGCAUGAAGCCUCCAGGUGGAGUGCCGAACCGUGGAGCGUUGCUCGGCGAGAUCACUGCCGGUAAGGGUUUGAGGAAGGUAGAGACUAAGGACAGGAGCACGGCUUCCACUGCUGGACGGGUUUUGGGUUAA
This is a messenger RNA of Alternaria atra, 4095 nucleotides long. RefSeq lists its product as uncharacterized. Gene Ontology annotation, cellular component: cytoplasm; plasma membrane. Bases 1 to 4095 code for a protein of 1364 amino acids. NCBI's taxonomy places the organism in Eukaryota, Fungi, Ascomycota, Dothideomycetes, Pleosporales, Pleosporaceae. The record is from RefSeq and is a predicted model, not a curated record. Gene Ontology annotation, molecular function: actin binding. The transcript is spliced from 4 exons. Gene Ontology annotation, biological process: endosomal transport; endocytosis.